Portunus trituberculatus (swimming crab) is the source of this 998-nucleotide messenger RNA. Its product is annotated as neurogenic locus protein delta-like. The record is from RefSeq and is a predicted model, not a curated record. The coding region runs from base 408 to 944 and encodes 178 amino acids. Lineage: Eukaryota; Metazoa; Arthropoda; Malacostraca; Decapoda; Portunidae. The transcript has 2 exons.
CACACACACACACACACACACACACACAAUCGCAUUCUAGAAGGUAGUGGUAGGCUAUGAUGGGCGUGGACGUGUGUGCGCGUGUUCAUGUGGUGUUUGGCGCCCUAGUGGGUGGUGGUUAGCGUAUAUGAGGUAAUGGGUAGGCUGUGUUGGGCGUGGGUGGGUGUGGGCGUGAUAAGUGUGUCUGAGGUGGUAAAGGAACAUUCCUAACACUGGAGGAAAAUUAAUUAAUGACAAUUUAGCAGUAAAGUCAUUGAAGAGAGUCAAACAAAUAUGAAAGAGGUCGUGAAUUAUUAGGCCAUUAUGAUACACUGUAUAAAUGUGUAUCGUGUCAUUCCAUUUGUUGCAAUGGUGACAUCACUCCGUCACCUCGUUGUGCUUUGUGACCGUGGACAUUGACAAAAUUGAUGGUUAAUAUUGAAGAUCAUUUUGAUUGUUUGGGUGUGUUUUGGCGCCAAGCGAGCGACCAAGUGGCGCUCACCCUUGACAUAAAUGUUGUUGUUUUGCAGGGAUGUGCCAGUGUGUUUGUCCAGGUGAGGAAUGCUUUGUACAGAGCGUUGUUUGUCAAUAGUUGCCUGAAGUGGUGUCAGGGGCCUAACGCCAUCUACUACCAGGAGGCGGCGGAGCUGGCUGUUGGCUACCGCUGCUCCUGCCGGCACAGCAUGGGCGGGCUGCAGUGCAGCAUUGUCACGGUAGUGGUGGGCAGUGUGGCGCGACCAAGCCCUGAGGCGGAGGCCAUGUCGGCGGGCCAGGUGGUGCUAGUGGUGGUGUUCAGCACCGCUAUGCCCGUGCUGGUGGUGGAAUUGGUGUUGGUGAUCAUGUGCAUGAAUCGGAAACGCGUACGUGACUGCCCGUGUCGGGAUGAGGAGGCACGGGGUCAGAACGAGCAGAACAUGGUGCACAACGCUGUGGGCGCCGUCAACAGUGUCUGGAUCACCACAUGAUCUUUUACUCCCUAAACUUACCCAUCAAGAAACCCCUCAACACCGUGCCACCGC